This is a messenger RNA of Owenia fusiformis, 2489 nucleotides long. NCBI's taxonomy places the organism in Eukaryota, Metazoa, Annelida, Polychaeta, Sabellida, Oweniidae. The record is from the annotation of a GenBank genome assembly.
AAAACAAGGGAGGGCACGCGCAAAAAGGAACAGCCUACAGUAACCUGCUAAAAUGGCCGCAAAGAUGCGGCCAUAUCUCGGAUUAAGAGACGUUAUUCUACAAAUCGUGGUGUGUUUGUGUUCGUUUACAUAUGUUGAUUGUCUACUAUGUUAUUGCGAUCCCUGUGAUGGGCCCCGUGUGCGAGGCAACAAUACUUGCGAAGCUCCACCCCUAGCUAAAUGUUUCAGUUCAGUCGCAGCAUCCCCUGAUGGCGGAGAAGACAUAUACAAGUUUGGAUGUCUGCCCGAAGAUGAGGGGACAAUAUUAUUGUGCCAUGGAGGCAAUGAAGUCAACCAUAAGGUACCCAAGCACAUAAUAUGCUGCAACAGCACCAAUCUAUGCAACGAACAUCUCAUCCCACAGUAUAAAGUACAGCCCCCUACCCCAACAAGUUUUGUUCCAGAGAAGUACCGCUCCAACGAACAUGUUACCCAGAUUGCAUUGCUCAUCUCCGUCACCGUGUGUUUUGUUAUUCUAAUCAUCACAGUUACAUUUAUAUAUUUAAGAUAUCGCAAGCGGGAAGUACGACGUCAGCAGUACCUCGAAGAGGCUGAACAAUGUGAUGCCGGGUAUAUACCUCCCGGCGAGACGCUCAAGGACCUCAUCGACCACACACAAAGUUCCGGCAGUGGUUCAGGGCUCCCUCUUUUGGUGCAAAGGACCAUAGCCAAACAGAUUCACCUGGUGAAAAGUGUCGGGAAAGGUCGCUAUGGGGAAGUAUGGAAAGGAAAAUGGCGGGGAGAAAGUGUGGCCGUCAAGAUUUUCUUCACAACAGAGGAGGCUUCCUGGUUCAGAGAAACUGAGCUCUACCAAACUGUUCUCCUGCGUCACGAAAAUAUACUUGGUUUCAUAGCUGCAGAUAUUAAAGGAACUGGGGGUUGGACUCAGUUAUUUCUCAUCACAGACUACCACGAAUAUGGUUCACUAUAUGAUUACUUAAAUGAGAGAAUACUAGACACAAAUGAGGUGUUACGUCUAGCACACACAGCGGCCUGUGGUCUAGCACAUCUACAUACAGAAAUAUUUGGUACACAAGGUAAACCAGCAAUAGCUCAUAGAGAUAUCAAAAGUAAAAAUAUUUUAGUUAAAAAGAAUGGCACUUGUUGUAUAGCUGACCUGGGGCUUGCAGUAAGGUUUUUAAGUGAUAGCAGUGAGGUUGAUAUAGCCCCGAACACUAGGCAGGGUACAAAACGCUACAUGGCACCAGAGGUGUUAGAUGAGACGCUGAAUUAUUCACAUUUUGACGCUUACAGGCAGUCGGAUAUGUAUGCAUUCGGUCUGGUGCUCUGGGAGAUAGCUAGACGGUGUCAGCUUGGAGGCAUUUGUGAAGAGUAUCAGGUGCCAUACUAUGACGCAGUACAGAACGACCCAAGCUUUGAUGAUAUGAAGAAAGUCGUUUGUACAGACAGGAGGCGGCCUGCAAUUCCCAACCGCUGGACAGCAGAUGAGUAUCAGCGCAGUAUGACAAAGCUUAUGACUGAAUGCUGGCACCAUACCCCCGCAGCUAGACUAACUGCCCUCAGGGUCAAGAAAACACUUUUUAAAAUGAUUGAAAAUUAUGAACUGACUACAACCAUCAAGGCGUGACAUACGACCCCCGUUUAAGUGUUAAGAAGUAUGAAUUAUUCCAUUCGGGAUUAUAUUGAUACAAAGUAUGCUAUAUUAGAGAAUUUAUCGCAUCAGUCCUGGAAGAUCGGAGAAAUAAUUUGAGGUGCCUGCACAUAUUUUAAGUAUCAAAUCAGAUUUGUGUGGAUUGACCUGUCAUAAACAACGAAAUGCGUCUCACUACAAAGUUAAGAAUGCAGAGUUAUAAAUUUGCUGCAAAAAAAUUUGGAAUAAUAAUUAUCUGGCAUAAAUAAGAAAUGCAGCUCUAAUAUGGCAGAAUCAGAAGUAUAGGAAAUUUUCAUUGUUUCAACAUUGAGGGAAUGGAGAGAGAGAUCAAAGACAGAGAUAACGGGUCCUGCCCCUGAUCAUAUAUUGCUAUGGCGAUCACAUUACCCUCAUCUGCUGAUGGAGCAGUGUAGUAAUACUUAAAAGGGAUUAUAUUCUUGGACUAUUUUUAUGUCACAUGAUGUGUCUGCCAAGGCUGAAUUUUCCAUGUACAAUAUGAUGUAAAAUUAAACCAUAUUAAUGCCUAUUUUCAUCUGAAUACCAAAAUCAUAGAUAACAACAAUGAGAUUUUUACUGCAAUCUAUAUUGAUUACAGUCUUUAUAAUUUUAAAUGACAAUUGACUGUUAAAAAAAUUGUCAAUUUUGACUGUAUUGAAAAUUCUAAUCUGUUGAAAGCUUGAAAUUUUAACUGUGUUUUGGAUGACUUUAAUGUUAACAGUGUAUUUGAAAAUUCUACUAAAAUACAGUUAAUUGACAAUUUUUGAUUACAGUCUAAUGAUACAUUAAGUGAUGAACCAUGUAAAGCAAUAGAAAGGUCAUCUCAAUGCAAUUUUUCGAG